Messenger RNA from Acanthamoeba castellanii str. Neff, 1842 nucleotides. RefSeq lists its product as uncharacterized. The record is from RefSeq and is a predicted model, not a curated record. NCBI's taxonomy places the organism in Eukaryota, Discosea, Longamoebia, Acanthamoebidae. The transcript is spliced from 7 exons. The coding region runs from base 1 to 1842 and encodes 613 amino acids.
AUGGAGAGCGUGCGGGUGGUCCAGGCCAACUUCCUGGUCUACUACCACAACAUGCGCUUCUUCGAUGGCAAGCGCAACUGGUUGCGAGUCAACCCCGUGCCGCCUCUCGACGACAUCGCCAGCGUGCGACACUACAUGGGAGCGGUCCACAGCGUGCAGAGGGGCAUCUUGCAGGUGGGGCUCAAUAUGUUCUUCGUGCUGAGCGGCGCGUCGAACAUCCUGAGCAUGAAGGAGAAGCAGAACCUGUGGCGCGUGGUGGGCGAGCGCUUCUUCAAGCUCAUCGUGGCCUUCUUCUUCGGGUUCCUCAUCAUGGGCCUGCCCGUGUCGCUCAUCAUGCUGCUCUACAAGGAGGGCACCAUCAUCAACGCCUCGGCCGACGCCUGGAAGGAGGUGCUCUUCACCUCGCCCGGCCAGCUCUACUUCCUGCCCUACAUGUUCGCCCUGUGGGUCCUCCACCUGCCGCUCUUCUGCGUCAUGAAGGCCUGCUACGACACCAACUCCCGCUGGCUCUCCUCUUCCACCACCACCACCACCACCACUACCACACCCACUUUUGACACCUCUCAGAGGCUGAACCGACACAGGUCGGCCUGGUCGAUGGCGCUGUUCGUGUGCGGCACGGUGGUGGCCCCGCUGCUGUGGAUGUGGUGCUGGCUGGGCCUGGCCUACGGCACGCUGGUCGGGUUCGUCCUGGGCGCGUCGGCCUUCCUCCUCUCCCACCUCGCCCGGGCCAAGCCCAGCGGCGCCGGCGCGCUGCUGUCGCUGCCCGCGCUGGCGCACCACGCGCAGCUCACGCUGGGCCGGUUCAUGGAGUACUACUUCGACCUCCAGUACGAGUGGAUGAUCCCAAUGAGCACCCUGGCGCCCUCGUUGAUGCUGACGUGGGCCAACCAGUACUUCUCAUCGCUCCUCAUCAACACCGGCAUCGUGCUGGUCUACGUGCUGCCCCUACUCACCGCCGCCUUCCCGCUGCCCACCGCCAUCACCCUCCACUUCUCCUCCCUCACCUCGUGCCACGUCACCUCCACCUACGGCGCCGCCUCGUCGUCUUCGUCGUCGUCAUCGUCGGCCGCCCGCUUCGGCUCUGAUGAUGUGAUCGAUGGACGCAAGGCGCAGAGCCGAGCGGCGUCGCGGCUCGCGCUGUCGAUCAAUCUGCCGCUGGUGAGCCUGUUCUCGAUCGUGGCGGGCCAUGUGCUAAUCAUCAGCGCGCCCGACAUCCUGGGUCCGGACGAGAUUCCCUCGCCCACUUCGUUCUUCGGCGGCCUGGUGUCGCUGAGCCCCGACACGAGCCGCUCGCUGGGCACCUCGUUCUUCACCAGCGUCUCACACUCGGCCUUCUACGUGUUCGGCUUCGCGUGGAUGCUGUUCGAAGACCGUCUGCCCUGCUUCUGGACCGCCUGCUCCAAUCUCAGCCUCGCCUUCUACUUCUUCAUGAACAUCUGCCUGUUGAAGUGGUCGUUCCCGGACCAGGAGGGGUUCGUGUUCGUAGGUCCGGGCUACAUCACCUACAAGCCUCGCCUCCAGCGAUUCUUCUACGUUAAGCUGCAGCAGUUCAUCCGGGACAGCACCUUCGGGCUGUUCAUCAUUCACCCCGUCUUCGAGUACCUCAUGGCGUGCUCCAUGAAUGCGGGCUGGUGGGGCAUGAACGUGUACACCUGGGGCCAGAAAGCUCUGAUACUGAACGUGGUCACGUUUGGGAUGAGCUACCUCACGGUCUACCUCCUGCUCAAGAUCCCCGCCGUGGCCCCCUUCCUCGGGGUCAAGCCGCCACGACGACCCAGCUCCAGCACACUCCCGCGCAGAAGCGAAUCGUACCAUUCACUCUCCUCCCCCACUUCUUGA